This is a messenger RNA of Cotesia congregata, 2709 nucleotides long. NCBI's taxonomy places the organism in Eukaryota, Metazoa, Arthropoda, Insecta, Hymenoptera, Braconidae. The record is from the annotation of a GenBank genome assembly.
AUGAAAAAUCAAAAGCGGCGUAGCCCGAUGAGUGCACUAAUUAAAAUUUCAAUAAUAUUACUAUGGAUAUUUUUAAUAUUUUCGGUGUUUUCUUUAACCAACGCUUAUAGCAAUAUUAAAAGUGAUUACAAUGGAGCAAACAGCUCAAAAUUAAUUCGAAUUGACGGUGAUAUUAUUUUUGGCGGGAUUUUUCCAAUGCACGAACAGAUUGUGGGAUUGAGUGGUGAAUUACCGUGCGGAGCAGUGAAAGAGGAGAAAGGCGUCCAACGUUUAGAGGCAAUGCUUUUUGCGAUCGAUGAGAUCAAUAGAAAUGAUGAGUUGUUACCAAAUACCACCCUUGGAGCACUUAUUCUCGAUUCAUGUAGCAGUGAUACAUAUGCUUUAGAUCAAAGUAUGGAAUUUGAUAUGACCGAGUAUAAAUGCGAAGAUGGUAAGGCACCGCUUUAUGUGCCUCAUAAAUCUGUCACUGGAGUUAUCGGAGCAUCAUUCAGUGUCGUUUCAAUAAUGGUUGCUAACAUAUUGAGGCUCUUCAAGUACUCUAAUAUCCCACAAUUGAGCUACGCAUCGACGAGCACAGAGCUCUCGGACAAAAGUCGUUUUGAAUACUUCAGCAGAGUUGUACCACCGGAUAAUUUUCAAGCGCAGGCAAUGGUUGAAGUGGUACAUCAGCUCGGAUGGAAGUACGUCUCGACGGUCGCUGUUGAAGGGGAUUACGAAUAUAACAUAUGUGUUGCAAUAAGUGAAAAAAUUCUUCGUAAUUCACGUGCUGAGGACUUUGAUCGUAUUAUUGAGCGACUUGGAUCUAAGCAUAAUGCCAGAGGCGUCAUUUUAUUUGUCGAUGAAGAUAACAUCAGAAAACUUUUGCAAGCAACUGUUCGUGCCAAUAGAACAGGGCACUUUAUGUGGGUCGGAAGUGACUCGUGGGGCGCAAAAGUUCAUCCGGUGCGAGAUCAAGAGUUUGCUGCUCAAGGCGCGAUUACGAUCUUGCCAUUUGGAAAUUCUCUAAAAGAUUUUGAUGAGUACUAUAAAAAUUUAAGACCUCGAGUCGGCAAUGAGUGCAACGGACAGACGGAAAAAAAUGUUCCUUAUCCAUUAGGAAGUAAGACAGGAAAAAUGGUUAACUGUCGUAAUGUAUGGUUCCGUGAGUUCUGGUCUCAACACCACAAGUGCCAUUUUAUCGAGCAAAAUUCUAGCUCUUCAGCAGCUAAAACUGGGGUGAAACGCUGCACAGUUGAUGCUGUGUAUGCGAUGGCACACGCAGUACACAACAUUAUUAACGACGAGUGUGUUAAAACUCGUGGAACAGUGCACCAUCUGUGUGACAGUCUGACGCCAGCACCACCAGGACAACAUCUUCUUCACUAUAUUCGCAAUGUAAGCUUCACGGGUCGUCAAGGUACUGAAAUAAGAUUCAACAAUGACGGCGACGCUUUUGGCUUUUAUAAUAUUUAUCAGUAUCAACAUACUGAUGAGAAUCGCUACGACUACAAUCUCAUUGGUUCCUGGAAAGAAGAUAUGUGUUGCUGGAGUUGUAUGCGGUGUCCAGACAAUGCCUAUGUCUUUAAUGACUCGUGUCGAAACUGUGGGCCCGGAUGGGCACCUGACAAUAUCUCAAAGUCACGAUGUAUCAAAAUACCUGCCGAGAUAAUAACAUGGGCAAGUCCAUGGGCUAUAGUACCUUUGAGUUUUGCAAGUAUCGGCAUAUUAAUUACACUCUUUACGAUAAUUAUAUUUGUACGAUUCAAUCAUACCCCAGUAAUUAUGGCCUCGGGACGUGAGCUGUGCUACGUUCUUCUAGUUGGAAUCCUCUUGUGUUAUGGAAUGAGUUUCGUUAUUUUAGGCGAACCAACACGCUGGAAUUGUACAUAUCUACGUAUCGGUUUAGGUCUCUGUUUAAGUAUCUGCUACAGCGCUAUUUUAACAAAAACAAAUCGGAUAUCAAGAAUUUUUACUCAAGGAAAAAAAUGUCUAAAACGGCCUUCUUAUACUUCACCUAAGAGUCAAAUAGCUAUUUCAUUGGGUAUCACAUCAAUCCAAUUAAUUGGUACAAUUGUCUGGUUGAUAAUCGAACCACCCGACAUAAAAGAAAUUCAUCCAAGUCCAUUAACAGCAGUACUCACUUGUCGUGUAUCAACAUUCUCACUCAUGAUGUCUUUAGUUUACAACAUGGUUCUAAUCUUAAUGUGCACACUUUACGCCUUCAAGACACGUAAAAUACCAGCGAACUUUAAUGAAGCUAAAUAUAUUGGAUUUACGAUGUAUUCCACGUGCAUCGUUUGGCUGGCCUUUGUUCCCAUAUACUUUAGCACUUAUAACGAUUACACGAUCCAAAUUGCCAGCAUGUGUAUGUGCAUCAAUAUAUCGGCGACUGUCGUGCUUGGUUGUCUUUUUAUACCAAAAGUUUACUUGGUGCUAUUUCAACCAAAUAAAAAUGUACGGUCAGGUCACACGAAUACUGUGAGUGCUGGUGGUCCUGGCAGCGCCGGAGCUCCUUCAGGUGGUAAUGCUCAAAACAGUUCGUCAACACACUCUGGAUUACGCUCGACAUACAGUAUGAGAUUUGUACCAUCUAGAAGCCAGACGAUGCAAAGUGUUACUUCAUGUUCACGCAGUAGUCCCGUUACUGGUGACAAUGAUGAUACUAGCAGUAUCAACAAACCUAUUACCACAGUAUCAGCAUCUACUGAAGCAAAGCAAAAAAUAAUGUAA